AAUCCCCCCCCCCCCCCAACCCCGCUUCCCCAAGGGACGGAUAGAGAGAUAUCCAGACAGAGGACAUGGAACAGCGAUUACCCACGCGCGGGGCCCUACCUCACAGUAACCGGGGUUCCACGCCAGACGAAGAGCAGAGCGAGCACUCGAGUGAGGGACGCGCUCCGACAAUGAGUCACCUGGACCUCAUCAGCCUGAGAGAGAGCUUCCACAUCCUGCCUGCGCCGACAGUGGGCGAUGAUCUCGAAGUAACGUCGACGAAGCUGGCUAAGCUGGCGAACGUGGUUCAGCAGGGAAAUAGUCUCGCGCUGUUUACGGGACUGCAGCUCGUGCCGCAGACGAAACCGCGAGACCCGGAGAGCGUGGCUAAGGCGCUGCUGACCCCGGUUGAACUGGAGCAGUACGAGGCGUGGAAGAGAAUCACCACGACUACGUCCACGACCACAGCCACAGCCACAGCUACUACCUCGACCUCAGCCCCAACGACAACCACUCCAGCUACAGCUACGGCUACGGCUACGGCUACGGCAACCAACAGCCCUGCCCAUGCCCAGCCUGGACACUCACCCAAUGUAACGAUGAAACUCCCCAUCUUCAAUUGGGAAAAGAACGUCGCGUCCGUGCCGCAGGGCGCGCAGAGCCGGAAGCGGUUUACGAAGCGGGCAGCGGCGAUGGAUGUGGUCUUUGGGCAUCAGGGCGCGACAGCCGAGAAUGCGUCGUGGCUGACGUCGAACAUGACAUACAUGUUGCCGCUUGUCAAGGCUGUGACGAAGAUCUCGAACAUCGGGGAGCAGCUCGAGAAUGCUGGGGGGGCUCACACGCGCGGACUGACGGAUAUGGAGGUCGCGGAGGUGGAAACGGUGCGCAGGCUGGUGACUAUCGCGGAGAGAAAUAGGAAUCGCGAGAUGGAGAAGAUUCACCGGCUGACUAGGUCGAUUAAUCAGUCUAUGUCGAUCUUGAAGGCUCGCGCGGAUGCGUUGGAGAGGUCGUGAUGGGAUGAUGCUGGCAGGGCGGUUGCAGCCACGUUGAGGAAUGGAUGUGAUGUGAGGGAGCGAAGACAAAGACGAGUGGGAAGGUAGGCAGGCCAAGGGGAGGGGUGAUCCCACUCCCAGCAGGAACGGAUUUGCAGCGACGAGGACCAGGGAGUACCUGUCUUUCUUUCUCGACUCUGUUCUCAUACCUCUUUACGGAGUACAGAGUAUCUUCUCGAUUGUAAUAUUGACUAACUACCACAUACCCCGAAUAUGUCUUACGAAGCGAAGCGAUGGUCAAUAGUCAUACCUAGCUAGGUGGGAGGCCGGCAAUAUACGCAUUAAUAUCGCCAGCUGAACAGUCUAUAGUAGUGUUUAAUAAAAGCAAAAC
Aspergillus heteromorphus CBS 117.55 is the source of this 1362-nucleotide messenger RNA. RefSeq lists its product as uncharacterized. The coding region runs from base 171 to 992 and encodes 273 amino acids. The record is from RefSeq and is a predicted model, not a curated record. The transcript has a single exon. Lineage: Eukaryota; Fungi; Ascomycota; Eurotiomycetes; Eurotiales; Aspergillaceae.